Messenger RNA from Gigantopelta aegis, 1449 nucleotides. RefSeq names its product cGMP-dependent 3',5'-cyclic phosphodiesterase-like. Gene Ontology annotation, biological process: cGMP catabolic process; negative regulation of receptor guanylyl cyclase signaling pathway; positive regulation of gene expression. The record is from RefSeq and is a predicted model, not a curated record. Gene Ontology annotation, molecular function: protein homodimerization activity; 3',5'-cyclic-GMP phosphodiesterase activity; 3',5'-cyclic-AMP phosphodiesterase activity. Lineage: Eukaryota; Metazoa; Mollusca; Gastropoda; Neomphalida; Peltospiridae. Gene Ontology annotation, cellular component: synaptic membrane; nucleus; mitochondrial matrix.
AUGGCGAGUUUACGAUCACAGUCAGUAAAGAUGAAGAAUUUGACUUCCUCUUCCGUAGACCAUCAGCUAUACGUGCCAGCCAAUUUGAAACAUGAAAUUGCUGUAAAACAUCAAAAUCAGGCCCUUCUCAAUGUUGCUAGGAACCUGUUCACACGAUUGAAUGAUUCUGAUGUAUUACUUCAUUCAAUAAUGGAAGAAGCAAGAAAUUUAACAAAAGCUGAAAGAUGUUCACUUUUUUUGGUUGAGAAAGAAACUCAAGAACUAGUAGCUGUUGUUGUUUUUGAUAGUGAAUUACCAGUUAGAAACAGGGUUCCAUUACGUAUUCCAUUGGGACAAGGUAUUGCAGGCUAUGUUGCACAAAGUGGUAAAACAGUCAAUAUACGUGAUGCUUACAAACAUCCUCAGUUUUAUAAAGAGAUUGAUAAAUCUACUGGUUUUGUGACAAGGAAUAUCUUGUGUGUACCAAUUAUUGAUCACACUGGAGUUGUAGGCGUGGCUCAGUUAGUUAAUAAAGAGGGCGGUCGAUUCUUUACUAACUAUGAUGAAGAAUUAGCUAAGAGUUUCUCUGUUUACUGUGGCAUCAGUAUUAUCAUGUGAUCAAUGCUUUAUAAUAGUGUAUUAAUGGAACAAUCUAGAAGUCAACUAUCAACAGAAUUAAUGAUAUAUCAUAUGCAGGCUGUGAUCAGUAUGAUGAAAGAGAUGGGUCUAAUUCAGAGAUGGAAAAUACCACGAAAGACUUUGGCAAAAUUUGUUAUAAUGGUGAAGAAAGGCUAUCGUAAUCCUCCAUACCAUAACUGGAUGCAUGCCUUCUCUGUGACUCACUUCUGUUAUACUCUCUAUAAAAAUUGUAAUGGCCUACGUCUUUUAUCAGAACUAGAACUACUGGCCUUGUUUGUGUCUUGUCUCUGUCAUGAUAUUGAUCAUCGUGGUACUAAUAAUGCUUUUCAAGUGUCCUCUAAUUCAGUUUUAGCAUCAUUGUAUAGUUCUCAAGGAUCUGUAUUAGAACGACAUCAUUUUUCACAAACAAUGUGCAUAUUGAACUCAAAAGGAUGUAAUCUAUUUGAGAAACCUUACAUCAGAUAGAAGCAAGCUAGUAAGAAAGAAUAUCGUGAAACAUUAGAUCUCAUACAUGAUAUUAUAUUAGCCACUGAUAUUGGUACUCACUUGAAAAUUGUAAAGGAACUAGAGCAUAUGGCAGAGAAUGGGUUCAACCCCUCUGAACCACGUCACCAUCACCUGCUCCGUUCCCUGCUCAUGACAUCAUGCGACUUAUCAGCUUGUCUAAAGGACUGGGAGAGUACUGUUGCAGUUUCGAAAUUAAUAUAUACAGAGUUUUUAGAAAAAGCCAUAGGAGUUGUACCUAGCGUUAUGAUGGACAGAGAUAAGGCCAUACUCACUGAACAGCAGCUGGGAUUUCUUGACAAAAUAGCCAUGCCAGUUUACAAGUAA